UAUGGACGACGGAUCUCCCCUGGAUGCCAAAUAUCCACUGCGGUUCCUAACUCCGCUCGGUACUAACCACAGCGCCUUGUGUAGCCACCACCGGCGCCGCAUUCACGAUCCCUUUCCCCUCGCGCUCCUCCCCUCGCCGCGACGAGUCCAAACCUGUUGCUUCCAGUGCGGUCCUCUUCCUCAUUCGCUUGCUCAUGUGUUCCAUUUCAAAGAAAAAUCUUUCCUUUUCGUUGUUCCUCGCGCUUUUCCGUGGUUGAGUCCGUGAUCGAAUAGGUUUCUGAUUUAUGGAUUUUUUUUUGCUGCAUCAGUCAGUCGAUUGGGAAUUUCAUGGAGCAUCUUGCUGUUUUUCGUGAUAAUGGUGUUUAUUUGAUCCCUUUUCAGCAAUUUCUCCCUUUUCAGUGAUCCACGUGCCUUUGCUAGUAGGUUUCUCAUUUCUGUACGUUUUGUGGUUUUCGCUUGGGAAUUUUGUCGAGUUUUCUGUUGGUCUUGCUUUGAUCUCGGUGUUUCUUGUUUUUGUGUUUGGUGGCCGUGUCGUUUGUUUGAUCCCUCAUCAAUAGUUUCUCUCAUUACGGUGAUCUGCGUGCUUUUGCGUGAUUGAACUUGCCACCCGAGCACCUUUCUCAUUUCUCGACAUUUUGUGGCCGCAUUACUCGCCCGGAAAUUUAGCCCAGCAUCUGGUGCUCUUGGUUUGAUCGCUGUUUUUGUUGAUAAUGCUGUCUGUUUCGUCCCUUCUCAGCAAUUUAUCUCCUUCCACUGAUCCGCGUGCUUUUGUGUGUCUGAACGUGAUAUGCGAGUAGGAUUUGAUGUGUUUGUACUUGUAUUCCUCAUUAGGGAAUUCCGUCGAGCACCUGGUGGCUCAGUUUGGUCGUUGUGUUUCUUGAUUAAUUUGUUUAUUUGAUCUCUAAACGCGUGUUUCUUUUUACUCAUGGGAAACUCUCUAUUCUUCUCACCAUCUCAGUUCUCAAUCUCACAUUUGGAAUGAGUUUAUUUUUAUUUUUUAUUUUUAUUUUGUUUUCUUUGUUCUAAGCGAUAUCUAUAUCUAUAUAUUAUAUAUUAUAUAUUUUUUGGGUCCACAGUACUGUGUUUUCUUGAUCACUCUUACAAUGUUUUUUACAAACAUUAUAAAUAGAAUAACCCUUGUAUACAAAUAUCUGGAUGUUAAUGAGAGUGUGUUAUUCUACAAUCCCUUAUGAUUAUACUUCGUUCAUAGGUAAUGUCUAGUAAUUAAGUCAUUAUGAUAUAUUUUUUCUUCUGCUCUUGAUGCUCUUUUUGCAAUUACCUUGCAUGAGACUUUUGGCAGAAUGAUACAUCAAUCAAUUGAAUUCAAGGACAGUAAAAUCCAAUUGUCACAUAAUUUCCCUAGGUUUGGGGCAAGUUUUUAUGUGUUUGUUAUUAAUUAAUUAGCAAAUAACCUAGCUUGCCGUAUAGAAUCUCCAUGAUAUGUACUCGAGGUAUUUUCCUAAAUUAGUUCAGAACAUUUAUACACAAAAACUUAUUCCAAAAGAGUUGCAUUCAGAUAUGCAAUGCAGAAAAUGUGCUAUCUUGUAGCUUUUUACUGAUUAACUUUGAUUUUCAUGACUCCAGAUGUUGGUAAUUUGUGUGUAAUAUUUUUUGCUGGGAAAAUACUUGAUGCAGGUUCCACUCUUUUAAGAAUGUCACUAUCUGUUUUCUUUGGAAAUCUUCAUCAAUUGCUGAACAACCUGGGCAGCAAUUCAACUAUCAAGUUUCUCAAGCUCCAAUAUUGCACUUGUAAACAAUUUCAUGUUUGGAGAUACAAUCGACAAAAUUCAGCACCAGUAAAUGAAGCAAGAUUUGGACUGCAGAGUUCUAUUGCAACAUGUAACAACCCUCUGUCAAAUCUUCAGAAUGAAUUGGUGUCUGUCAGAGCUUGGUCAAGUAAAACUACCAGGUUGAAGUCGAGAAAGUUAUCAACAAACAGAGCUACUCCACGUAAAAUUGAGAAACUAAUAGUGAGGGCAUCAACAAAAAAUAGCAAAAAUCAGACAGAGCUUCUUCAACCUAAAACUGUUAAUUGUAAUGGUUUCCAACAAAGUACUGCUGUUAGGAAAGCUAUAGAUUGGCCUGCGACUAUUCUUGUUUUUGACAUUGAAACAACAGGGUUCAGUCGACAAUAUGAAAGGAUCAUUGAGAUUGCAAUUCGCGAUCUUAUUGGUGGCAAGGACAGUACUUUUGAAACACUUAUUAAUCCGAAGAAACCUGUAUCAAAUACAUAUGUCCAUGGAAUUCAAUAUGAUAUGGUUAACCGGCCUGAUGUCCCAACGUUUAGAGAGCUAGUUCCUAUCCUCCUGCAAUAUGUUCGGAGUCGCCAAAUGCCUGGAAAACCUGUUAUAUUGGUCGCCCACAAUGCGCGUCAGUUUGAUGUACCAUUUAUCACCAAUGAAUUCCAGCGCUGUUCGAUGGAUAUUCCUGAAGACUGGGGAUUUCUCGAUACUCUUCCUCUUGCACGUCAAUUGGUAAUGCCAGACGGUAUACAAUCGAUGCAAUGCCUUGAUUUGGAUCCUUGCCCGUUGAGGGAAGGGCGCUCUCUUUCUAGUGUACUUGUUCGGUAGCAAGGCAGACGAGGGGUUGCGACUGAGGACUGAGGAUGGGAUCUUUAUGAAUGGAGAGCUGAGCUACAAGGAUUUCAGGCCCUUCAGCAUCCAGGUCUUGAGCAUUUGUGUUUUGAGCGUAGGAAGGAUCAUGAGUAGGAGGAAACCUCAUGCCCACAAGGAAGAAUUUUGUAUUGGUGUUGUUUUUGUGUCUUGGAGUGAAAGAGGAACCGUUAAUCUCAGCUGUGUCAGGGGCACUCGGCACGACACGACUUUAAUCCUUGCCAGUGAUAGGCAAGUUGACAUGCUUAACCUGUCUAAUCAAGGUUGCAGUAACCACAAUUAAUGGGAAUCACAUAUUAAACAUUCA
Messenger RNA from Zingiber officinale, 2919 nucleotides. RefSeq names its product exonuclease DPD1, chloroplastic/mitochondrial-like. Gene Ontology annotation, molecular function: 3'-5'-DNA exonuclease activity; nucleic acid binding. Gene Ontology annotation, cellular component: cytoplasm. The transcript has 3 exons. Gene Ontology annotation, biological process: DNA catabolic process. The record is from RefSeq and is a predicted model, not a curated record. Bases 1575 to 2570 code for a protein of 331 amino acids. NCBI's taxonomy places the organism in Eukaryota, Viridiplantae, Streptophyta, Magnoliopsida, Zingiberales, Zingiberaceae.